AACAGCAAUGGAUCGUAUGCCUACAAAAGUGGGCUCGCUGUAUAAUGCGGUGUUUCUUGCGCCGGAAGUGCGUGCAGAUGCACGCGUAAUGCGCGGAAAUGCCGAUACUUCUGCCUAUGCUUCAGCAGACUGGGAGCUAGUUACGGCCUGGAUGACCCCCAAAGCUCUGCUUCAUCCGCCUCCAGACUACCUGAAUGUCUCGGUUCAAAGGUUGGAAAACUUGGGACUGACUAGCAAGCUACUGGACUGGUAUAUUGAUGCUGUACGGUCGCACUUUGUAAUGCACGCUCUACCGGCGGUCAAGGGCCACUUCAGCGACCCUACUCUGCCAUUCAACUUGCAGAAGUCUACAGGAGCAGUCCAGGGGAUUCUGACUUUACUCUGUGACGCGCUGAACCACUACAUGCACCCGCUGAUGCAUCUAUUUCACGACAACCUAGUUGCCCAGGCGCGCUUCAGACAUUCGUUCAACGCAAUGAUAGAUAUCGCUUUAUCAGAGUAUGAAUUUCAGAUCUGCUCUCUGAUGUUGGUCGACAACGUGCUUUCCGAAUCAGGGAAGAAGCGCUCGACAGACGAGGAUUCUGCGGAGGAGGAAGACGACGAUGCAAUGAUGGAGGAUAAGGAAACUCAACGACAUGAGUUUCUGGUCGCUUUUAGAACAAGAGUUGAAACCCUUGGAGUUCAAGACCUGAUUGAACGGACUGUUGCAAAAGUCUAUCACUUUUUUAUUCAGCGCUAUAUCCACGAGAAUUACGCCAAUCGCGUUGAACGCGAGGAAGACGAACCACCAGCGCUUACAGAGCUUCGAGAAUUGAUAUACGGCCCCAUAGCGCGUACUGUCCAAGCACUUGUACGAGAAGACGAAGCUGUUUGUGAGCGCAUGUUUGAGCUUGCUACUGAGUGCUUGGCGAGACUUCGCAUCGGGGAGAUGUUCAACAUUGUGAUUGGGUUCCCAGACUCGAUCCCGGGAUUGGAGGAUCUAAAGUCGUGUAUCAAGACUCAAGAACACAGAACACAGCUUGUGUCUUCCUUUCAGGCUUCAUGUCAGCAGAGACUACUUCACUGCGGCGUGAAUACCACCGAUAUCAUUCUGUUCUACAUCUCGACUAUCAAAGUGUUUCGUCUGCUAGACCCGCGCGGAGUUCUUCUCGACAAAGUGUCUCGCCCUAUCCGCAGGUACCUUCGUGAGCGAGACGACACUGUCAAGUGCAUCGUCAAUGGCUUGUUGGAAGUCGAUGAUCCCAAUACCGGAGACCUAUCUGAACUUGGCAAAGAGCUGGCGAAUGUUUCUGGGCAUAAGGGAGAUGCCGACGAUGACAACUAUGCGGACAUGAACUGGGUUCCAGAUCCUGUCGACGCCGCUCCCGAUUUCCGGAAUCAACGAUCGACCGAUUUCGUUGGGGAGUUUUUGUCUCUGUAUGAAAACAAGGAAGUGUUUGUGAAAGAGAUUGUGACGGUGAUUGCCAAUCGACUUUUGGAGCUCAAGAACUACGAGAUUGACCGCGAAAUCAUGCAUCUUGAGCUUAUUAAACUGCGAUUCGGAGAAGCAGAUCUGCACAACUGCGACGUGAUGAUCAAAGACAUUUCGGAAAGUAAAAGAGUGGAUGCCAACAUUCACGAUCAGGCAAUUCUAGCUCCGGGAAUCGAGCCUGUUAAUCGAGUGUUUCACGCGACCAUGCUUUCUCGAUUGUUUUGGCCUGCAUUCAAGAACGAGGAAUUGGUACUACCUCCAGAGAUCACAGAGCAAAUGGAGCGAUACGCGGCCAAGUUUUCGACCUUAAAGUCUGGACGUAAACUUUCGUGGCUGACCAAGUUGGGAAGCGUGGAUGUUACGCUGGAGCUGGAGGAUCGGACGUUGCGGUUUUCGGUGUCUCCUGAUCGAGCGAGUAUGAUCUACUUGUUCCAGAGUAGCAGUAAGUCGUUGAAGAUCCCUGUUUGCGGUGGAGGGUGGACUGAUUAUCUAACGCGACAACGCGUCUUAUUUAUUAUAGGCACUCUUACGAUAUCGGAAAUGAUGCAAAGACUCCGCCUGGACGAGGCCACCACCCGACGAGCUGCAUUAUUCUGGGUUAAGAAUGGUGUGCUGAAAGAGGAAGGCGACUCGUAUGUGCUGCUUGAAAAAGCGCAGGAGAGCACGCAGAAAGAGCUGACGAUUAGAUUUCUAGUGCUGAUGGAUGAAACCGCGCAGUCGUCGGUCCAGACGGCGGAGGAGAAGGCCACAGAAGAGAUGCGGGUGUACUGGUCCUACAUCGUGGGGAUGCUCACGAACCUGAACUCGCUGCCGAUCGACCGCAUCCAGUCGUUCCUGAAGAUGCUGAUCCCGAAAGAGCUGGGCUACUCGCGCAGCAUCGACGAGCUCCGGGACUUUCUAGCAGUAAUGAUUGCGGAGGAGCGUCUGGAGCUUGCUGCGGGAGCCUACCGGCUACGAAAGUAG
Molecule: messenger RNA, 2434 nt
Organism: Myxozyma melibiosi
Lineage: Eukaryota; Fungi; Ascomycota; Lipomycetes; Lipomycetales; Lipomycetaceae
Exons: 3
Coding region: 8-2434 (808 amino acids)
Biological process (GO): protein K11-linked ubiquitination; metaphase/anaphase transition of mitotic cell cycle; ubiquitin-dependent protein catabolic process
Cellular component (GO): anaphase-promoting complex
Molecular function (GO): ubiquitin protein ligase binding
Source: RefSeq, a predicted model, not a curated record